AUGGCCAGAAACUGCCUGCAAGCGGCUGAGCUAACGACCAGCGGCCGCCCAGUCCUCCUCCCAACGGAGAUCGAAUGCUCACUCCUCUCCGCCGUAGACCUCGAAUGCGAAGACCUCCCCAACUUCCCUCACCUCAAAUCGGGUCUCCUCAUUCUCACCACCCACCGCCUCUUAUGGCUUCCCGAGUCCACCGCCGCCUCUUCAGCCUCCGCCAUCCCUCUCGCCGCCAUCACCCACAUCUUCUCCGCCAAAAAGUCAAUCAAGUCCAUGUUCGCCUCACCCCGGCUCCGAUUCCAGCUCUCGGUCUCGCCCGACGGCCGGGUUUCGGAUACGGGUUCGGGUUCAAGGUCCGUGGUGGUGACGGUCGUAGUCAGGGGUAAGGGCGAUUUGGACGCCUUUUUGAACAAGUUGUGGGACAGCUGGCGGGGAAGGGCCUGGGAGAUUGUGCAUGAGCAGGCCGGCUCGGAUGUUGCUGCGGGUUCCGGGUCGAGCUCUGGGAUGUAUACGAGGGAAGGGGCGGUGAGGAUGGUUGGAGUGUCAGGGAUUCUAAGGAAGGAGCAGGAGAUGUGGGAGAGUACUGAUAAGAGCUUGCAGGACGCUUUCCAGGACUUGAAUGCUCUCAUGAGUAAGGCUAAAGAGAUGGUGAUGCUAGCAGAGAAAAUGAGGCAGAAACUUUUAUCUGGCUCGACUUCUCAGCCCAGUGCGGAAAAUGAUGAAGAAUUGGGUUCCAAACAAGAGAUGCAAGAUUGGUUGCUGAGUGUUGGUAUUAUAUCGCCCGUUACCAAGGAGUCUGCUGGUGCUAUGUAUCACCAACAAUUGUCCCGUCAGUUAGCAGAUUUUGUCAGACUUCCACUUGAGAGAUCUGGGGGAAUGAUGAAUCUUAUAGACAUCUAUUGUCUCUUCAAUCGUGCUCGAGGCACAGAAUUGAUCUCGCCAGAAGAUUUGCUGCAAGCAUGUUCUCUCUGGGAGAAGUUUGACGUCCCUGUAAUGCUUCGAAAGUUUGAUAGUGGAGUCAUGGUCAUCCAGAAUAAGUCCCAUAGUGAUGAAGAGGUUUUUGCUAGAAUCAAGACCCUUGUAACAAAGGCCGAUGCUCUUCGAACUGGGAUAAGUGCCAGUGAUGCUGCAAUCACAUUAGGUAUUGCACCAGGCAUGGCGAAGGAGCAUCUUCUUACUGCUGAAGCAAAGGUUUGCUUUGCAGAGAUAUUAGCCCUGAUGGCUUUCGCUUUUAUGUUAACCUGUUUCCUGAAAUCGAUCCAAAUGACACGUUCACGUAAGUGA
This is a messenger RNA of Prunus armeniaca (apricot), 1278 nucleotides long. The record is from the annotation of a GenBank genome assembly. Lineage: Eukaryota; Viridiplantae; Streptophyta; Magnoliopsida; Rosales; Rosaceae.